CUCUCGAAUCUCCCGGAAGUUUCAUUUUUGAAUUUGAAGCUAGCUGUCAUUAGCACUUGAGGACUACAAAUGUUAAUUGGUUGUCUUUUACACUUAUUUAAGUAAUAUUUAGACUAUUAUAAGUAUUGGUGCAACGAUGUAGCGAAUCACGGCACUACGACCUUUUUUAGGGUACUAUGAGUUCCCUAACCACGCAGCUUCCUGCACCAGCCUCAUCAUGCAGGACUUUACCUGGGGAAGGCAAUCAGGUGCAGCCUAAAGCUCCGCUCCUCCAGAUCCUGCGUGUCGCUGGCGCACAGGAAGAAAUCUUCACUUUGAAAGAGGUGAUGCAUUACCUGGGCCAGUACAUCAUGGGGAAGCAGCUGUAUGACAAACAAAGACAGCACAUUGUCCACUGUCAGGAUGACCCUUUGGGAGAGCUACUGGAAGUCGAGAGCUUCUCCGUCAAAAACCCAAGCCCUGUGUACGAAAUGCUGAAGAAGUACUUAGUAGUACUAGACGCUGCUGAGAAUGAGUCUGUGCGCCGCGAGUGUGUAGGGGGCGGAGUGGAGGACCGUGGUCAGGGCUGUGGGGGUGUGGUCAAAGCAGAGGGUCCUCUCCUGCAGACCCCCUCCCAGCGGCGCCCGCGGGACCCAGAUGAUGACUCGUGUGACGGCCUCCCGCGCUCUGCCUGUAAACGACCCAAACUGGACGUGUCUCUGGAUGACUGGGACCUCUCCGGGCUGCCCUGGUGGUUUUUGGGUAAUCUCCGGAACAACUACAGCCGACGGAGCAACGGGUCCACGGACAUUCACACUAACCAGCUGUCUCCUGCUCAGGAGGAGGACACGGCAAUCGUCUCAGACACUACAGAUGAUCUUUGGUUCCUGACGGAGGCAGAGAGCGAGCAGCGCAGUGUGGAAAUGAAGGAGGCAGCGCUGGAGGAGUGCAGUGGAGAUACAGACCCUCCCCCUGACGAUGAGGAGGUCGCCCGGGACGACAAGGAACACAAGGAGAUGGAGGAAGACCCAGAGGACGACUCCCAGUGUCUGAGUGAUGACACAGACACGGAGAUCUCCACGCAGGAUGCCUGGCAGUGCUCUGAAUGUCGUAAGUUCAACACACCUCAUCAGAAAUACUGCGUUCGCUGUUGGGCCCUCCGCAAAAACUGGUACAAGGACGUCCCUCGCCUCGCCCACUCCCUUUCUGUCCCUGACAUCCCAGCAUGCACCUCUUCUCUCUCUGCCCACGACGAUGAAGAUUAUGACAGUGACGCAGGCAUUGACGUUCCAGACUGUAGCCGAACCGUUUCCGACCCAGUAAUUCUCCCCUCUCACUCCACCGAGGAUCGCCCACUACCACCUCCAGGCUCCAAGGGUAAGGGGCCGAGGAUGUGCGCUCUACCCAGGGACCAGCAGCUCUCGGUAGGGGACGGAGACAGCCAGGAGAGUCUCGACAUGGAUGUGGAGGUUAAGCCCGAAGCACUAUUGGAGCCUUGUAAGCUUUGUAGGGUAAGGCCUCGAAAUGGGAGUAUAAUCCAUGGAAGAACAGCACACCUGUUAACUUGUUUCAACUGCGCAAAAAGGUUACACAAAUUCCACGCACCAUGUCCAGGAUGUGGUAAGAUUAUACAAAAAGUUAUCAAAAUGUAUGUGGUCUAGAAUUCUAUCCCCCUUCUAGGAAUAUUUGGCCCUACAAGUAAUUUUAAUGGACGUAAAUGGGCCUAGAGCAGGACAAAAUCAGGUAUAAAUACUAUAAAAGACUAGCUCGGGCUUCAACUUUAAAACACAUUCUGGACUUACCCAGGACUGAGCCAUUUCUAAACAGAGUAUAAACUAGAUAAAAAUAGGUCAAGCCAGUUCAAACUAGAGCAAAACCAGGACUAACCCAGGUCUAAAAACCUAGGAAGUACUUACAAGUACUUUCUCUGGAUUUAACCAAGAUUAAUUGCUAGCACCUCCAACCGUCCUAAGAUAGUCCUGGUUUGGACCUAAUUUUCACAUAACGGAAACUGACUAGUACUAAAAAUAACUCAUGAACUAAACCAGGACUAAUCUAGGUCUAAAACAGGACUAGCCCAACCCAGAGAUACAGCGGCACUAAACCAAGACUCAAAUAACAGCUCCAUAAAAGGACUAGAUUGUUUUUAAACUAGGACUAGUUCAGAACUAAACCGGGACAAAAUGGUGUUGGAAGAGGACUUUUAAUAAAGGAGUAAAUAAAAACUAACCCAGAACCAAUGCAGGACUAAACCAGGACUAGCACAACCCAAAACUACAGCAGGAGAAAAAAAAGGUCUAAAUUAAAGUGACACUAAACCAGGUGUCAGCCAGGAACUCACAAAUCACAAAACUAGGACUGAAGUGGCUCUUAAAAUUUCAAGACUUAAUCUAGACUUGGAAGUACUAAAAACUUAUUCCACUAAAAGCACUCGCACCACUGUUUGAGAAGCACUGCUGCAGAAAAUAAUACUUAAAAUCUAAUAGUGCAUGUGGCUCCCACAAAGCAACCAAUGUCCACCUAACUCCCCGCUCGCGCCUUAGAAAGUAUAGCACUUCUUGAAGCUGGUUAAUUUUGCAUUACACUGCCACUCAUUGUAUUGUUGAAACCAAAUGUUGAUUACGGUGCCACAUGUGAAUACUGGCCACUUUAUUAGGUACAGCUCUAAAUGCUAAUAGUAAUGUAUAGAUGUAUCAAUUCUCAAAUUGUCUACAUACAACUAUAUUAUUAUAUAGUUGUCUGUAGACAAUUUGAGUAUCAGAAUUGAGAAGAAAGCUGAGGAGAUUUUAAAGGUACUGCUCAUCUCCAUGGAAUUGUUAUUGCUUUGAACAUUAAGAACACCUCUCAACAGAUCUGAACUGUAACUUGGCCUGGUGGCAUUUCUUGUUACGGUUUAGAUAUUUGAUUAAGAACCUAAUAAAGUGGCCACUAGAUGUAAAUUUACUACAAAUAAAGGGAUUCAGAUGAACAGACUAUUUAUUUAUAUGAAGCCAGUAUCGCAGAGUAUUUUGUGUGACCAUUGCAUUGUACAUAGAAAACCUAUUUGCUUACAUAUAUAUAUAGAACUCUGCAAAAAAUGUCUACAUGAGUUAAAGGGACUUGACUUACUAAUAUUAAUCUUUAUUUGAUUAGAUUUCAGAUCCUCAUUUAAAUUUUGACUCGAUACAUAAGAUAAGAAAAAACUUGCUUUAGACUACAGAAUGUGAUUUUCAACAUUACAUUGUAGUACUUUCUGUUAUAUUUCUAUGCGGCCUUAUAUCUGUGUAAUCCCUCAGUGCUAUAGGUAGGUUCCAUACUAGCCUAUGUGCGCUUAUACUUAUUCUGAUACAGCUCAAGAUCAUUCUAAAGCUAUACAGGAAAGGUUAAUUUCUGUCCUGAGACUUUUUAGUAUUGAUAAAUGCGAAAAAUUAGUAUUUAGUUUUGAUGAUGUGAUCUUCUAUAUUUUUGACAACCCAAAAAUCUCUAGUAUUCAAGAUUAAUAUUCAGAGUUGAAGUCCUUUUAAUAUGUAGGUGUAUUUUUUUGCACUUGAGUUUGUUAAAUGCACCUAUUGAACAUGACAUUCAAAGCACCUGCCUAAUAUAGAUGGUUAUAUGCCGUAGUUAUGUCUGAUUGGUGAACUAGGGUUGCCUUUUGUAUAUAGCUCUUUACCCUCUCUCCCCAUACAUUUCUUGGCUAUUUUAGCAAGAAGAAAACAGAGCAACAGAUGCAUUUCCUGUACAUACGAUUGUUCAUGUAAUAUUGAAUGCAAUGUAAGUAGGUCUAACAAAGCUGUAUGCUGCAACAUAGAGAUUUGAAGCAGAACUCAGUAACUUUUUUUUUUGUUUUUUGUGUGUUAUUACUUAUACUGGGAAUUGGUGCCCUUUUUUAUUUCAGUGGAAGUUCUCAAUAACGACAAUUUAGACCAACGAGCAGUAUUUACGUUGCACUCUAUGGCAAAGAUUUUUUUAAUACAUCCAUGGUAAUCACUUUCUACUUUUUGCAUCCCCAUUGAUUCUUUGUUAUAUCUUCUUUUCUCUUAACAACAAUGAAGCAAUAUGACAGUAUGCAAUCCAGUAUUUAUAUAGAUCUGUUACUGUCUGACAACCUGGAGAAAUUAUUAUAACUUUCGCCACCUUCUCAUCCUAUUGGUUAACCUAUGUCGUGCUCUGAGUGAGUGACAGGCGGAGCUAACCAGUCGCGAUGAAGUGUGGACUCUCAGAAGAACUAAACCGCAAUAUACAUUUUUAUAAUUUUUGCCAUAUUACUCUUUAUUCACCGCAGACAACUCCUUUUUGGGUUAUGAGCAUUUACAGUAUACUUUUGGAUUUAACCAUCAACAAACAGUUAAAACUAAAUGACUGAGUUCUGCUGAAAAUCUGUCAACUGAAGUGAAUGUUCUACAGUGUAAUCUCUAACCUAUUUCUCUUGUAAAAAUCGAAAGUAACCUGCCUCAAAAUGCAACUUAUUAGUGAUUGAAAUGUAACCAUGUAUACUGUUGCCAAGCUCUCAAUGUGCCUGUAAAAAAAAUCAUAAGUAUUUUAAUUAUUUUCUCUUUUAUGGAUCUCUGCUUUCUCCAUGGUCACGGACAAUUGUGCUGUGUUUAAUUUAUUUAUAAUUAUCUUGUUUUAAUAGAGCCUCAUUGUUGUGGUUUAUUUCAGCGUUUCACUGCCAAUUGUAAUGAUUUCUUUGUGCUUUUGUUUUUAAAUUUAUCUUGACCAAACUUUUUUUUUUAGAAGCAAAUGAGAAAGUGAUGAUAUUUUGAUUCUAUGAGUAAUUUUUGCUCUUACUUGCGCUUCGUCUUGCCGCCACUAGAUGGAGCUGUUUUCUGAUGUUAUAUGCACAUAAUAGCAUGGCCCUGUUUUGACUUGAAGAGUGUUAAAGCUAUUUAUGCUAAAAAAUAAGAUACAUGCCUGAGAAAACCACCAUUUUUGUGAAUUCUAGUAAGAUUUACUUCUUUCAAACCUCGCACUAAAACUACACAAUAGCCGCAAAGCUACUGAAGUGAAAACUGUAGUUUUCGUUUUGUCAACAAAUAAAUAUAAUUGUAUAUCAA
Messenger RNA from Boleophthalmus pectinirostris (great blue-spotted mudskipper), 5012 nucleotides. RefSeq names its product MDM4 regulator of p53 (gene mdm4). The record is from RefSeq and is a predicted model, not a curated record. Bases 177 to 1640 code for a protein of 487 amino acids. Gene Ontology annotation, biological process: negative regulation of apoptotic process; regulation of cell cycle; protein ubiquitination. NCBI's taxonomy places the organism in Eukaryota, Metazoa, Chordata, Actinopteri, Gobiiformes, Gobiidae. Gene Ontology annotation, molecular function: ubiquitin-protein transferase activity. Gene Ontology annotation, cellular component: nucleus. The transcript has 11 exons.